Trichomonas vaginalis G3 is the source of this 564-nucleotide messenger RNA. RefSeq lists its product as uncharacterized. NCBI's taxonomy places the organism in Eukaryota, Parabasalia, Trichomonadida, Trichomonadidae. The transcript has a single exon. The coding region runs from base 1 to 564 and encodes 187 amino acids. The record is from RefSeq and is a predicted model, not a curated record.
AUGAAUGAAAGCUGUGAAAAGCUCAACAGUUCUCUCAUUCUUCCUUUCAGUAAGGACUAUGAGUUCUGUUCAAAUGGUGUGUAUUUCUAUUGUGGAAAGAUGGGUUCAGGUAAGACAUUUAACCUCAUUCGUCAUAUACUCAUAACAGAACGUUUAGGAAACGACUCUUACUAUGACCAAAUCAUUAUAUCAGCAACUUCAGACUCUAUGGACUCAACAGCGAAAACAUUUAUGUCAAAAGUUCAAGCCUCUGUCGUUAAAGUUCCAGACAGUGAACUCAUUGAAUUUCUUCAACGUUACAUUCGACGUAAGAGGAAAUAUUAUGUCAUCGUUGAAUUUAUACAGUCAGGAAUGCAAAAGACUUCAGAAGAGAUGGAAAGAAUUAUUGACAAACACCACUUACGUCAGUACUCAGGAGUUUACGAUAUGAAACGACUGACAAACUACAUUCUAUCAAAACUUUCAAAAUACCCCUUCAAAAAGUAUCCUUCAAACACUCUGCUCGUUUGUGACGACUUCGCCGGAAAAAGGUUUAGUGUCAAAACCAGACUCACCAUUAGCUAA